AUGUACAGCAACAAUCGUCAUCAAUAUAUAAACGCUUACGAGAGUCAAGAGGAUACUGAGUUUUUGGAUAGUUCAACUGAUGUUGCAAGUGAUGCCGAUGACGUUGCAGAUCGAAAUGACCAUCACCGACGAAGAGCUCCACUUAACAAAAAGAGAAUUGCUACAUAUGAUGCAUUAACCGAUGAACAAAAAGGGAUUCUUCGUCGUCAACUUAAAUCAUCAAGGUUCAACAAGUAUCCUCCUGAAGUACCACCGACGAAAUUAGCCAUAUUUGACUUUGAUAACACACUCUUCUUCUCACCACAGCUCAGUCCAACAAUCUGGAGUAAGCGAUUUCUUGGCCUGGUUGCUGCCGAAAGCGUCUGGGGACCAGGCUGGUGGAGAGAUGAGCGCAGUCUAGACCUGGGGCCCUUUGAAGAACUCAAGGCAAAGGCUUGGGAGGGAUACUGGAACGAGACGAUUGUAAGUAAGGCGCGGGAAUGCAUAGCGGAUCCUGAGACGAUGACAGUCAUUUUGACCGGACGACGGUAUCACCCGUUUCACAAAUAUAUACCCAUCAUGCUGGACUCCAAGGGCCUCGUCUUUGAUCUUAUCGGACUACGGCCAGAUCCUGAAUCAAUUUCAGAUGUUCAUUGGAUUGCAAACGAUUAUGGAAGAAAAGUGUUGACGUACAAUGUCGUACCAUCCGUGUUUGAGUCAACUGCACACUUCAAAGAGGGGUUUAUUGCCAACAUUUUGCAUAAGGUCAAAAGCAUUGAGAGCAUCGAGCUGUGGGAUGAUCGCGUACCUCAUGUCAAAAAUUUUAAGAUCUUUUUAAAAUCUCUUCGUCAAGACGGUGUUAUUAGAAGUAGUAAAGUACAUGGAGUGCCAGGCGUGAAGCCGGUAUACAAUCCUGAAUGGGAAGCUGGAAUAGUACUUCGCAUUAUCAAUUCACACAACUACGCACUAAAGGCAAAAUACAAUGGUGCCAGAUUUGAAUAUCGUGAUGUGGUUGAAAAUACCAUGCAAAUUGAAGAUGAUACAAAUCCCAUUUGUUUUGCCAGAAAGUACCUGACGAUCGUACCGACUGAGGAUUCAACUGGUAUAAGACUGAAGAACGAAAGCCAAGCGCGACUCAAGAGUAUGUUUGAACCUUUAUUCAAGGAGAGAAUGGAGAUCUAUUACCAAAAGCACGGCCACUUCAAAGGACAGGAGGAGCCUGUAUUCUUUGGAAAGUACUGUAUGCUUAAUGAAAGAAUAAUCAGACACACCUGCUGUGGUUUUGUGGGUUACACGUCUAGACUUCGUAUAGAUGGCAUUUCGCCUCCAGGAAAGCCUUGGCUCCUUUUAAAGGUCACUGUUCCCAAAGAUGAUCCCAGCGAAGAGCAUGGUCAUAUUCUUCCACUAUGGUAUAAACCCUCAGAUGAAAAUGUUUUUAGAAAAUUAUCCCAUCACUGGGAAAACAUCAGACAAGAAUAUCAAACUGAAGUUGAAGGAAAGAUUACCUAUGAUUAUAAGCUAAAUGUGCAGCAGGCAAGAUGGGAUACGAUAAGAAAACAAAGAAAGAAGGAAAAAGAUAGAGUGAAGGCAGUUAUAGACCAUACAUAUGACAGAGGGACCCACAAGAUGGAUCACCCACACAGUACAAAGAAUUGGAGAAAAGAUCAUCGACAGAACAAUGACCCAUACCCUAGACACCAUGGUCCUUCAAAUAAGCAUCCAUAUGAUCCAACCAACUCUCCAUAUCCAGACCAGUCUUCUUUUACAGGAAGAUGGAAGUAA
Messenger RNA from Rhizopus microsporus ATCC 52813, 1761 nucleotides. RefSeq lists its product as uncharacterized. The coding region runs from base 1 to 1761 and encodes 586 amino acids. NCBI's taxonomy places the organism in Eukaryota, Fungi, Mucoromycota, Mucoromycetes, Mucorales, Rhizopodaceae. The record is from RefSeq and is a predicted model, not a curated record. The transcript is spliced from 2 exons.